Molecule: messenger RNA, 3781 nt
Organism: Cynocephalus volans (Philippine flying lemur)
Lineage: Eukaryota; Metazoa; Chordata; Mammalia; Dermoptera; Cynocephalidae
Product: ras-related protein Rab-3D
Exons: 7
Coding region: 84-1034 (316 amino acids)
Biological process (GO): protein localization to plasma membrane; regulation of exocytosis; protein secretion
Cellular component (GO): plasma membrane; endosome; synaptic vesicle
Molecular function (GO): GTP binding; GTPase activity; myosin V binding
Source: RefSeq, a predicted model, not a curated record
ACGGGAGUGAGGUACCGAAUCAGCCCGUCUGGCCCCUGAGAUCCGGCCCUGGAGCCUUCGGCCUCGGACUCCGGGGCUGCAAGAUGGAGGAAGGUGGGAAUCCGGGAGGCCUGCUUAAGGUGGUCCAUCUACUGGUCUUGUCAGGUGCCUGGGGCAUGCAAAUGUGGGUGACCUUCGUCUCAGGUUUCCUGCUUUUCCGACACCUUUCCCGACAUACCUUUGGCCAGGUGCAGAGCAAACUCUUCCCUUUAUACUUUCACAUCUCCAUGGCAUGUUCCUUCAUCAACCUCUGCAUCUUGGUUCCUCAGCACGCCUGGGCUCAGCUCACAUUCUGGGAUGGCAGCCAGGGCUCCCCCCAAGAGGCUCCUGCCAAGAUGGCAUCAGCUGGAGACCCCCCUGCGGGCCCCCGGGACGCGGCUGACCAGAACUUCGACUACAUGUUCAAGCUGUUGCUGAUUGGUAACAGCAGCGUGGGCAAGACGUCCUUCCUGUUCCGAUAUGCGGACGACUCCUUCACGCCCGCCUUUGUGAGCACUGUGGGCAUCGACUUCAAGGUCAAGACCGUCUACCGCCAUGACAAGAGGAUCAAGCUCCAGAUCUGGGACACGGCGGGUCAGGAGCGCUACCGGACGAUCACCACAGCCUACUACCGUGGGGCCAUGGGCUUCCUGCUCAUGUAUGACGUCGCCAACCAGGAGUCCUUUGCCGCCGUGCAGGACUGGGCCACGCAGAUCAAAACCUACUCCUGGGACAAUGCCCAGGUCAUCCUUGUGGGGAACAAGUGUGACCUGGAGGACGAGCGUGUCGUAUCUACCGAGGAUGGCCGGAGGCUCGCCGAUGACCUUGGUUUUGACUUCUUUGAGGCCAGCGCCAAGGAGAACAUCAACGUGAAGCAGGUCUUCGAGCGCCUGGUGGAUGUCAUCUGUGAGAAGAUGAAUGAGUCCCUGGAAGCCACCUCGAGCCCUGGCAGUAAUGGGAAAGCUCCAGCCCUGGGGGACGCCCCGCCCCCCCAGCCUAGCAGCUGCAGUUGCUAGAGCUGGCCCCCAUCCCCCGCCUACCCCCUUCUGCCUCGGCAGGGACUGUGACCAAGGCAUGAGCCACAAGGGCUGUCUCCAAGCUCAGGGCACCCCUUUCCCUCCCAUUAGCUGCCCCCCACUCCUGCAUGGCUUACCCCCUCACCACAUCACCGUGGCCACCAGCCUGCUCAAGCAGUCCCAGUCAGAGGGUGCAGACCCUAGGGACUCAGCUGUGCACUGCAGGCAGGGCCCUGGGGACAUGGACAUAUGCACGAGCUUGCUGCUUUACAAGGUGUGUUAAGCAGGGUAGUGUGGGUGGCAUGUCCCACCCACCUCAUGGAGGGACAUCCACAGUGCCUUCUGGGUCAGACUCCUAUUCCAGGUCCAUUCAUUUUGCGUUGGGCAUUGACUGGCGUUCACAAGCUGGCUGAAGACGGUUUGUCUUCUCUUUGGUGCAGUGUGUUUCUUUGGGUUGGUCCCUGGAGAUGUGGAAGGCAGCUUCUCUUUCUCAGGUCCCCCAGUCUGGUCCCUGAGUCUGCCCCAUGAACCUUCGAGACUCCAAGGUGGGAUGGCGAUUUUGGCCCCCGCAGACCCUCUACCUGUGAAAGCAGUAUUAAAGCAGCUUAUCAAAGGCUGGCCGGUUAGCUCAGUUGGUUAGAACGUGGUGCUGAUAACACCAAGGUCCAGGGUGUGAUCCCUGUACCGGCCAGCCACCAGAAAAAUAAAAAUAAAGGAGCUUUCUCUAUUGUAGAAGGGACAGGGAGUCAGAUCCCCUCUCUACCCCCAGCUUCAGGGAUUCCAGAAGUGCCUUGCAAGCUCCCCCAGAAUCCACAUCCCCUGCCACUAUUUGUUUUGUCCACUGUGUCUCUGAUUCUGAAUUGAACUAGAACUAUGGGCCAAAAUGGGGGGGGGGGGGGUGAGGGCAGGUGAAGAACCGCCCAAGCCCGAGCAUUUUCCCACUCAGGGCUUUCUGCUAGAAGUUGACCUCAGAGCCAGGGGGCUGAUUGUGUUUUCAGCAAGGUCUUUCCAAAUCUUACAUCCUGCUAGAAGAGGAUAUUGAGCAAUGUUUCCACAGCCUGCACUCACUGGCGACUUUCUGCUGUAAGAACUCAGGCUCCUCCAACCUGAGGACCCUUGAAGACCCAGUGACCAUUUCCUGAGCCGUGUCAUCAGUAGGGCCCAGUGAUGGGACGUUUCUUGCUAAUGGAGGACUUGUUUCUCAGGGAUGCUUUGGGGUUGGGCUGGAAGGGCGACAAGGCAAGGUUGUGUAACCUGCUGUCGCUGCGUGCACUUCAUGGACACAGCUUGAAAGUGGAAGAGGUUUUUUGUUGAGGCUCCUGCUUGGAGAUUAUGUACAGUUUGGAUCUUAACAUCUUAACCUCCCAGCUCAGCCAGCCUUCCUGCCUACCAAAGUCCAAACUCCGGUGGCACAGCACCUCGUUCGGUCCCUGAACACCAGCUGACGCCCCACGACACAACCGACAGUGUGAGGAUGGCUGAGUGGGUGGUUUAUGUUGCCACCUCCCUUACUCUAUGCAGCCAACACAAUCCCCUGCAGCCUUCAUGAGCUCAGCCUCUUCUUGGGGGAAUGUGUGAGGGGAAGGCCUGGUUCAAGUUCGAUUUUAUUUCUAGGGAGCCCCGUUUAUCCCUACUAGGGGCUGCCCCUAGAUCUUCAAAGUGAAGAUAUCUUUGUAUACCCACAAAUUAGAUGAGCAAGGUGAAAUGAAUAAAUCCUGUAAAAACAAAGUAUUUGGGGAAAGAGUCAAAAAAAAUUUUUUUUAGUUGCUUUAAUAUUAAAAUCAAAUUAAGGCCACUAAAAAAGGCUUAAGAUGCACCAUGGCCUGUCAAGAUUUCGUUGGCUGGUCCAUUGUCUCUAAACUGCUGCCAAAAAAACGGGGUGGAUCAGAUUGCUGUUAAUAAGGAGGAGCCCCUGUGAUAAAAAACAGCUUUGGCCGCAUCUGUACCUGAGCCAGUCUAAGCUUUCUGUUCACAUAAGGCUUUUCAAAAAGCUCGGCUUUAAGUAGCAACUGAGAGAGCUGCCUCAGGGUUUUCAGCAGAAUGGGAUAAUGUAGGGGAAAAAAAAAUUUUUUUUUUCGUAUCUUCUAAAAAUAAGGCAACUUUUUAAUUUUAUAAUUUUGGGGGGGUUUCACUCAAGAUGGUCUCUGGGGACAUGGAGCUGAUAUCAUUGUAAAUCACUGGGGGGAUGGAGGUUUGUUGAGUUUACAGACAGAAAUUAAACCGAAGGUUGUGGGAAAACCACUUCCUAGCUCCCAGUGACUGAGGUCAGGAACAGCCAUCUGCCAGUGCCUUCUUUCCUACCAUUUGCUAUUAGUGGCUUGUCUUUCCACAGGCAGUUUUGGUGGAAAAUUGCCGUGACCAUGGUGGUUUGGGGUUGUGCUUUUUUUUUUUUUUUUUUCCUGUGGCUGGCGGGUAUGGGGAUCCGAACCCUUGACCUUGAUGUUUUAACACCACGCUUUAACCAGUUGAGCUAACCAGCCAGCUGGGGUUCUUCCGUUUUCUUCUUUCUUUUUUUUUUUUUUUUGCCUUCUCUGAGAGUCAUGUUCUUGCGUCUUUCCUAUUCCACUUAGAAAAACAAGUAAGGUGUCUGAAUGUUGAAGCGAUCAUUUCUGCUACUGGCUGUUCCUUGACAGUCCUGAAACACACUACUGAACUAGCUCUCAGCUGGCCGUGUAUAUCCUGGAUGUGAUUCUUCUGCAUGUCCAAUUUGGAAAAAAUGUGCACUUUUCUCUACAAGAAAAAUUAAA